Molecule: messenger RNA, 1002 nt
Organism: Punctularia strigosozonata HHB-11173 SS5
Lineage: Eukaryota; Fungi; Basidiomycota; Agaricomycetes; Corticiales; Punctulariaceae
Exons: 3
Coding region: 1-1002 (333 amino acids)
Source: RefSeq, a predicted model, not a curated record
AUGACCACCCCAUCUCCAGACUCUGCCCGUCGAGGAGCGUACUUUGUACCUCUGGCGCUUCCACCGCGUCAGCUCAUGCUCAGCUUACACCGUGAUCUCUCAUUGCUCCUGGCUAGCGACCCCGUCUCGUACACUGUCCCGCUUGUGCUGCCAUAUCGCUCUCGUGCUCAUGAGGCGCGGAUCGCGACCCGCCCAUACCCUCGUCCUUCCGAGGGUCUUAGUACCGCACGUUCAACUACCCCCAGCCGAGAACCGACUCCCGGCACCAUGAGGAUGCCUUCUGCUGGGUCCGCGAGGGCAGCUACUCCUGGUCCUGCGAGGGCUGGCACUCCUGAUCCCGCAAGGGCAGGCACUCCUCGUCCCGCGAGGGCUGGCACUCCUGGCCCCGCGAUGGCAGCUCCUCCUGGCCCCGUUGUGGCACCUACUCAUAAUUUGCUGAGGUCGUCGACUCCAAGGCAGUCGUCGACAUCCCGCACAGUAUCGCCUGGUUCAACUCGCAACUCAGUAGAACCCGAGGACAGCGAGGAUAGCUCUGAAUUAUCCUCCGCAUCCCCUUCCCGAGAAUCCACACCUGUGACAUCUCGUCGCGUCGAAUUUGCAACAUCUGUCCCAAGACACGAUCUAGUGCCCAGGCCUGUUGGGAGCGCUGGUCGUCCCCGUAGCGGCGGCUACACACUUCGCACCAAGAUGGGCCUCAAAAAUAAGGCUUACGUGUCAGUUCAGCGUGAUGUCAACAAAGUUGUUUCGCAAUGGCUCCACCACUCGCAAACUGUCUCGAAGCAACCACCAGGAGCGGUCGAGCGCGCCAAACAACUGCUUGUGCAGAAGUAUCCGGAGUUCGUCAACAAGUACGAGGAUGCUUGGCCGCUUGACGAUUUGAUCGCGAAGAGGCUUGCGUACACUGCUCGGGAAAUCAAGAAGGGGAUCAGCAAGCCGCAGGAUGCGGCGUUCCACGACAAUAUGAAGGUUAGAUUUACGUCCUACGACCAACUCACCAUCUGA